Molecule: messenger RNA, 7620 nt
Organism: Homo sapiens (human)
Lineage: Eukaryota; Metazoa; Chordata; Mammalia; Primates; Hominidae
Gene: CNOT3
Product: CCR4-NOT transcription complex subunit 3
Exons: 18
Coding region: 5082-7346 (754 amino acids)
Biological process (GO): mRNA catabolic process; regulation of DNA-templated transcription; regulation of stem cell population maintenance
Cellular component (GO): P-body; cytosol; CCR4-NOT core complex
Source: RefSeq, a predicted model, not a curated record
UAUAUUCGGGACUCGGGGGCGGGUCGGCGCCAGAGACGAGAAGAGAGGAGGGGAGGCCUCCUCCGCCGCCGCCAUCUUGGACCGGGCCCGGUCAGCUUCCGCGGAGCCAUCGGCAGACGCCGCGGCCUCCCUUGAGCCCCGACCCCCGUCGUCAGAACAACCCCGGGCCCACUCCCCCAACCCCACUUCCGCUUCGCGCCGCUAUCGCGAUAGCGCCCGGGCCCGGGGCGCGAGAAAAAGGCGGCGGGCGCUCGCCUCCCCCGCCUGUCGCGAUACGCUCCUCAGCGGCGGCGCCAGCUCCUGUGGUGAGAGCGUCAGGCUCGACUGGGCCGGACCCCUUCCCUUCCUCCCCCCGGCGCCAUCGGCCGCCCUCCCCGCCGCCUCCCGCCCUGGCGACACCGCCGUCUGUCGCGACAUGGCCUCCCCUCGCCUGCCCCCUGCCGCCGCCUCUGCAGCGCGGGGCUCCCGGCGGGGGGCGGCUCCCUCCCUCUCGCCCUCCCGUUCCUGCGCCUCUUUCACGUUCCUCAGCGCCUCCCGGGGGUCCUUCCGCGACCCGGACCCCGGGCCCCGCCCGCCGCCGCCUCCCCGCGUGGCAUCGCGUCGGGCCCCCCGGUAGGGGUGUGAGGGUGCGAAGCCUCCCGGGCGCGAGGUGCCCGCCCCUCUCCGCGUCGGUAUUGGCUCCUGGCUGGAAGGAUGGAGGCGCCCCUGGUCCCAGGUGCCCGCCCUCUCGGGGCUCAGGUGCCUGCCCCCCUCGGCCUCGGUCCUUCGCGUUGUGGGGCAGCCUCCGCGCCGGGGCUUCUCCCUCGACGGUGGCGGGGAGGGGGGGUGGUGGUCGGGACGAGGACCCCAGCUGGGUGGGGGAGUCACCCUUCCCAGGACCGAGGCCGCCCUCCGCAUCCCUCCUCACUGCUCCCGGGAGCGCAGCCUCCCCUGGAUCUCAGGUUCCAGCUGCCCGUCUGUAUCGGAUGGGAGCCUCUUGGGAGAGGAGUGGAGGAGAAACUCCCCGUUAGUUGGAGCCUUUGCCGAAGUUUCCACCUCUGUAGUCUGCAGCUCUUCCCUCUCAUAGCGAGUAGCGCCCUGGGUGGCUCCAGCCUCGCCAUCCCGCUGCACUGGGCGCCUGCCUUUUUGGGGGAGUUUGGCUUUCCCCCACCUGGGGUACAGGACCGUCCUCAGUGUGGCCCACGUCUGGUCUCAGCUCUCACACUUCUUUGAUCCUGGCGUCUGCCCCUGGCUUUGCAGCCUUGAACUCCCCUGCAUCGUGACUCUCCGACCUUCUGGGUGUGGGCGUCUCCCAGUGAUAUCAGGACCACUGUGGUCUUGUUGCUGGGGGCUGCUGGGAUCCCCUGGCGCUCAGGUGCCUGGUGAAAGACACUAAGCCGCCACGCUGUCCAUGUUAGUGAGCUCCCACUGCGGGCAGCACCAGCCCCUCUUUCUGAGCAGUCCCUGCCUCUCAGUGCAGGGCGGCCACCCACCCCGGGGUGAGCUCUCCUGUCCUUUUGGUGAGGGGUUUUGAUGUCUCCCCUCCCUCCCUUCACCCCUGCCUGAGUAUGAGGCUUCUUCCAUCUUCACACCAGUCUCCUCCUUUAGGGUGUCAGCUCUCCAAGGACCAAGAAGCCCACUGCCCUUGAUAUUUGCAUCAGAUCCCACACUGUGGGUUUGUUGACUUCCCAUCUACCCUUACGCUGGGUGUCAGCAGUUGGAGAACAAGGGUUUCGCCUUCUGGCCCCGCUGCUGGUACCCCAUGAGAGUAGGAAGCUUCCUAGACCCGGGUUCCUGUACUGCGAGGUGGGGGCUCUUCCCUCUGGGGCUGUGCCUUCUCUCCAGGGUAAGGACCCUUUCUUGGUGUCACCUCCCCCAGGGAUAAGGUUCUUGCCAUCCUUGGUAUUGGUAUGGCUGCUUUUCUGGAUUUGAGGUGUCCACGCCUCUGCAUGUGUCCCCACCGUAAGGCUGAGGACCCCUCUCGGAUGCAGGUGCCCCCGGCUCAUGCUUCCAAAACCCCCUCUUGAUUUGUCACUGUAUGGGGUAAGGCAUAGUUUCCUGGCUGUGUGGAUGUAAGAUACCUGAGUCUCAAGCGGGAGACUCCACUGUAGACCCUGUCCCUGGGACCAGAGACUUCUCUGGUGUAGACUUUCCAAGGUGGGAGAUUCCAGCCCCCCACCCUUGGCAUGGGGCAUCUCAGUGGAGAUGACUACCUCUACCCCAGGCCCUAACGCAUCCUUCUUCUGGAGUCUCAGAGCCUCUGUGUGGCCACGUCAGCAGCCACCUGGGUUAAGGAUCACCCUUCAACAUCACUUCUCAGAGCUCCUUGCUGCAGAGGCGGAAGCUCUCCCAGAUCAAAGGUGCCUCAUGACAAAGACCACUCUGUGGGCACAUGACGGCCCCCAAGGUUAAGGACCACCCGGUGUUAGUUUCCCAGGGCUGACCUCCUGCCCCUCCCUCCUCGAGUCUUUGUGUGGUGGUAUCAUCUUCCCUGAGAUGAAGUCUGGGGGGCUCUUCUUUACUGGUUUUGGCUCUGAUUUUAGCGUGUUGGCUCCUGUGAGGCUGGUGUCCUGCUCACCUCCCCCCGCCCCGCCACCCGCCUUGUGGGUCCCUUCCCUGUGGGGAUGUGUGUUCCUCUUGGGUAAGUCUCCUCCUGGGCCGAGGUUCCCAGAUUCCUCAGUGCUCUUGGAGAGCCUUUGCUGCUGGAGCACAGGUUCUUCACGCCUGAGAGUGGACCUGCGAUCACCACCUUCCUUGGAGGAUCUUGGUGGAUGCCCCCCUGACUACAGCAAAUGGGGCUCUUUCUUCUCUGGCGGCGUCUCUGCUUCGAGACUCAGGCUCCAGCUUCCCUUCUCUCUGGUCCUUUGCUGGGGGGACCAGAGGUACAGAUACCCUCAUGAUAUAAGGAUUUUCUUAGCGGGGAAGGUGUUGUCUCUACUGUGGCUAAGGCUCCAGCCUCUCUAGGGGACAAGUACCCUGGGCCUCUGGCACUUGCCCCUUCUCUGUGGAGGAGCUGCCUCCUCACUGGGUCUCAGCUGUAGCCGACUUCGAUGUCACACUGUUCUGUCUGAAACAUCACCUCCCUGGGUUAGCGCUCUUGUUCCCCUCCUUCUGGCUUGUGACCCCUCCAGGACUUCCUUCUCUUGCUGCCACAGUGUGGUCUCCUCUCUGUGGGUAUUCUUCCUCUGCACUAGGAUACCAGUCCUUUCCGUGUGGAGACACAGGGAGGGCGUCACCUGCCUAAGGUGUUGAUUGCCUUGUUUAGGGGUGUAGACCAUGAGACCUCUUCUCUCUCUGGGCUGGAGCACCUGCCCAUGACCCUCUGUUGGGUUCUUGGGAUGGAAAGAGGGAGUGUAAACUCUCGUUUCACAUUCUUGUUCCCCCUAUGCAGUAAGAGGCUUUUCUGUGUUGGGGUGUUGGACUUUGGUGAGGAUCCCUGCACACCUGAGCUCUGGUGUCCAGGCCCUUGCCUUGUGUGAGCUCCCUGGGUCAAAGGGGCUUUCCCCUCCUCAGCCUGAAUCCCCACUGUGGCACCUUCUCCUGGGUCCUUUUGUUGGUUGCUUUGCCUUCUUAGAGAUUCCCCAGGUAGGGCGUGAUAGCUGACCUGGGCGGGGGCUGCUGCGGCUUUCUUUAGGUUGGGCCUUUUACUGAGGAGAUUUAAAUUCCCUCAAGUGUAAGGUAGCACCCCUACCUAUUAUCACCCAGAAUGGGUCCCUGCGGUGUUGGGAAAAUUCUCCCUGGGGGUAAGGUACCAGCCCUGUCCUUUAUGGGCUUCUUGUUCUAAAGCAUAUCCGUCCCAUAUGGUUGCUGCUAGUCACAUGUGGUGAUUAGUAACUAGUUAAAAAUGAAAAAUUCAGUUCCUCCAUUACACUUGCCACAUUUCAGAUGUUCAGUGGCCAACAGAUAUGCGCAAAUAGAGUGUUUCCAGCAUUGCAAAGUUCUGUUGGAUAGCACUGUUUGCCAGAUGUUCCCUUCUUUGUGGGUGAGGACUCUUUUGGUGUGACUUCCCUCUGUAUUGAGGCUCUUGUUCCUCAGUAUGGGGCUGUUUCUGUCUUUACAGUAAGUGACUACUCCAGGGUUCCCUGCCCUGCACACGUAGAGUGGGAGCGGCCCGUGGAUCCCAGGGAACUGUGCUUUUCAUUGUAGGCCCCCUCCCUGGAGGGGAAGAGGGCAAUCUCCGCUGGUAUCUCAGAAGUCUUCUUCUGAGGCAUAAGCCUCUCUUCCCAGGGCUCCCCUGGUCUCGCUGUCAGGCCCUAAGGUAUGUCUUCCCUUGGACUAAAGCUCCUUGGAACUCCCUUUUGACCUCAGUCUUCUCUGGGUUCCAGGUAACUUCCUUUAAAAUAAAGACGCUCCUCUCUUGAAGUUUUGGGUUCCUGCCCUGAUGGUCUAUGUCUCCCUGACUCUAAAUUACCAAUCCACUUGCUAUGGGAUUCCUCCAUGAGUGCAGAUCGGCUCCCUCACAGCUGCGGUACCUUUGCACCCUCUUAUCUUAGUAAGAUUUCUGUCUUCUCCCAGGUCUCUCUUGGGUACUGCCUUCUGCCCCCAAAUCUCUAAGCCUUCUUGGUAUUAGCUUCUUUGGGUUAGGAGUGUUAUUUCCUUUUGGUUUAAGGAUCCUGCUCUGGAAUAAAUGUCUUGGUGGUUUGAGUCCCUUCUACUUGGCAUUCAGCCCUGUCUGCAUGAGCGGGUUCAGCUCUUCACAGCUUUCGGCAUCUCUGCUCGCCGUCGUUUUCCCCCACCCCCAAUCUUUCUUCUCCUACCUACAGCUUACACACACACACACACACACACACACACACACACACACGCCCUUCUCUGUGAGCUGCCAGUUUCAUUUGUCUCCUGACUUGUCUGAGGGAUGACCUCUCCUAGCCACCUCUGCCCAGCCCCUCUGAGUAGGAAGUGUGAUUUCCAGGGCUAAUGCCUCCAUCCCAGUCAUCAGCUGUGUGCAGCAUGACUGUCCUGCUCUGAAAAACCUUUUUGAGUGUAUUCUGGGGAGAAGGUACUCCAUGCUCUAGGAAUUUUCCACUUCCUGAGUCAGAGGCACACAAAAAACGUCCGUCUCCAAGAGAGUAUGAAGAGAGUGCGUCUGUAGGGCAGGGAAGAUGGCGGACAAGCGCAAACUCCAAGGUGAGAUUGAUCGCUGCCUCAAGAAGGUGUCCGAGGGCGUGGAGCAGUUUGAAGAUAUUUGGCAGAAGCUCCACAAUGCAGCCAACGCGAACCAGAAAGAAAAGUAUGAGGCUGACCUAAAGAAGGAGAUUAAGAAGCUACAACGGCUGAGGGACCAAAUCAAGACAUGGGUAGCGUCCAACGAGAUCAAGGACAAGAGGCAGCUUAUAGACAACCGCAAGCUCAUUGAGACGCAAAUGGAACGGUUCAAAGUUGUGGAACGAGAGACCAAAACCAAAGCUUACAGCAAAGAGGGCCUGGGCCUGGCCCAGAAGGUAGAUCCUGCCCAGAAGGAGAAGGAAGAGGUUGGCCAGUGGCUCACGAAUACCAUCGACACGCUCAACAUGCAGGUGGACCAGUUUGAGAGUGAAGUGGAGUCACUGUCAGUGCAGACACGCAAGAAGAAGGGCGACAAGGAUCAGAAGCAGGACCGGAUUGAGGGCUUGAAGCGGCACAUCGAGAAGCACCGCUACCACGUGCGCAUGCUAGAGACCAUCCUGCGCAUGCUGGACAAUGACUCCAUCCUCGUUGACGCCAUCCGCAAGAUCAAGGACGACGUUGAGUACUAUGUUGACUCAUCCCAGGACCCCGACUUCGAGGAGAACGAGUUUCUCUACGAUGACCUGGACCUCGAGGACAUUCCACAGGCGCUGGUCGCCACCUCCCCUCCCAGCCACAGCCACAUGGAGGAUGAGAUCUUCAACCAGUCCAGCAGCACGCCCACCUCAACCACCUCCAGCUCUCCCAUCCCGCCCAGCCCAGCCAACUGUACCACGGAAAACUCUGAAGAUGAUAAGAAGAGGGGACGUUCCACAGACAGUGAAGUCAGCCAGUCUCCAGCCAAAAACGGCUCCAAGCCUGUCCACAGCAACCAGCACCCUCAGUCCCCAGCUGUGCCGCCCACCUACCCCUCCGGCCCCCCGCCUGCUGCCUCUGCCUUGAGCACCACUCCUGGCAACAAUGGGGUCCCCGCCCCCGCAGCACCCCCAAGUGCCCUGGGCCCCAAGGCCAGUCCAGCUCCCAGCCACAACUCGGGCACCCCUGCUCCCUAUGCCCAGGCUGUGGCCCCACCAGCUCCCAGUGGGCCCAGCACGACCCAGCCCCGGCCCCCCAGCGUCCAGCCUAGCGGAGGCGGAGGCGGCGGCAGCGGAGGUGGAGGGAGCAGCAGCAGUAGUAACAGCAGUGCCGGUGGAGGGGCUGGCAAGCAGAAUGGCGCCACCAGUUACAGCUCAGUUGUGGCAGACAGCCCGGCAGAGGUGGCUUUGAGCAGCAGUGGGGGCAACAAUGCCAGCAGCCAGGCCUUGGGCCCCCCUUCCGGCCCCCACAACCCACCUCCCAGCACCUCGAAGGAACCCAGUGCGGCAGCCCCAACGGGGGCUGGGGGCGUGGCCCCAGGCUCAGGGAACAACUCAGGGGGACCCAGCCUCCUGGUGCCACUGCCUGUGAAUCCUCCCAGCUCCCCAACGCCCAGCUUCAGUGAUGCCAAGGCAGCCGGUGCCCUGCUCAAUGGGCCUCCACAGUUCAGCACCGCCCCAGAAAUCAAGGCCCCUGAGCCUCUGAGCUCCUUGAAGUCCAUGGCGGAACGGGCAGCCAUCAGCUCUGGCAUUGAGGACCCUGUGCCAACGCUGCACCUGACCGAGCGAGACAUCAUCCUGAGCAGUACAUCAGCACCUCCGGCCUCAGCCCAGCCGCCCCUGCAGCUGUCAGAGGUGAACAUACCGCUGUCGCUGGGUGUCUGUCCACUGGGCCCUGUGCCCCUCACCAAGGAGCAGCUCUAUCAGCAGGCCAUGGAAGAGGCCGCCUGGCACCACAUGCCUCACCCCUCUGACUCUGAGCGUAUUCGGCAGUACCUCCCCCGGAACCCCUGUCCGACGCCCCCCUACCACCACCAGAUGCCACCCCCACACUCGGACACUGUGGAAUUCUACCAGCGCCUGUCGACCGAGACACUCUUCUUCAUCUUCUACUAUCUGGAGGGCACUAAGGCACAGUAUCUGGCAGCCAAGGCCCUAAAGAAGCAGUCAUGGCGAUUCCACACCAAGUACAUGAUGUGGUUCCAGAGGCACGAGGAGCCCAAGACCAUCACUGACGAGUUUGAGCAGGGCACCUACAUCUACUUUGACUACGAGAAGUGGGGCCAGCGGAAGAAGGAAGGCUUCACCUUUGAGUACCGCUACCUGGAGGACCGGGACCUCCAGUGACACCGGCCCCUCCCUCUACCCACCCCCUUCCCCCGCAUGCUGAUCCCCCUGCCCAGGUGAGGGCCCUGCCCUGGAAGACUGGAGGGAGGCCCCAAGCCACGGGGCAUCCCCCUCUCCCAGGAAGCAGGGAGGGGGCCGGGAGGUUUUCCUCUCAGCCCCACCCUGGGGGCCCGGGGGCGAGGGCUGCCCCCUCCUCCCCUCCCCAGUGAGGGACAUUUUUUGGUAAACCUAUUUUCAUUUUGGAAAAUAUUUAUGAAUAAAUAGUUUUAUAUGA